Molecule: messenger RNA, 729 nt
Organism: Paramecium tetraurelia
Lineage: Eukaryota; Ciliophora; Oligohymenophorea; Peniculida; Parameciidae
Exons: 3
Source: RefSeq, a predicted model, not a curated record
AUGGAAGAUGAGGAGAUCUGUUAAAACAUACAAUAAGGAGAUUGCUCCAAAAGUGUUAUAUCUCUAAGGGAAUCUUUCAAUGAUUAUCCUUCAUUCUAAAAUCCUUUUAAAUUGCAUAAUGAAAAAUAUUUAAAACUUUCUAAGUUAUUGGAAGAAAAAAAUGAGAGUCAGGAAGUGUAAAAGAUAUUGGAAGAGGGAGAGUUUAAUUAGGAGGAUGAGUAUUAUGCAGCAUUUCAAAAAAUAGAAGAGAAUUAUAAAGAAAAUAACUUUGCUUAAUAAGCUAAGCCAAAUUUCUAGACAAAAGUAGCUUAUCAAUUAACAGAUGAAUAUUUGAGACAAUUGAAGAGUAGUUAACUUUAAUUGUUUGGUUUGAUUUAUAGCAGCAACAAAAUCAAUGAGAAUAUUGGUCAUUUUUUGAUUCUUAAAAACCAAUAAAUAGAAUCGAUUUUAAAUGUGUAAUAAGAAAAUGAGGUAACUUCUGCAUUCAAAGAGAAUGAAUUGACUAAAUUAUGUGCGAUUUUGGGAUGCGAUGAGUUCUUCAAUGAGGAGAGAGAAAAACAAGUGGCUUCUUUGAGUUUAAAAACACAAUUAUACUUGUUGAAAUUUAAUAAUCAGAGAGGGUUGGUAAGUUGCUAGAACUAUGUAAAUGGAGUUGCAUCACCUAUUGGAAUCUAGGAGAUAACGGUGAGACAUUUCGAAGGAGUGAGACAAUACUGGAUAAAGUAAUGA